Molecule: messenger RNA, 1086 nt
Organism: Neoarthrinium moseri
Lineage: Eukaryota; Fungi; Ascomycota; Sordariomycetes; Amphisphaeriales; Apiosporaceae
Exons: 3
Coding region: 1-1086 (361 amino acids)
Biological process (GO): pantothenate biosynthetic process
Cellular component (GO): cytoplasm
Molecular function (GO): 2-dehydropantoate 2-reductase activity
Source: RefSeq, a predicted model, not a curated record
AUGCAAUCUAGCGCUGAAUCCAGGCCGGUCCACAUCCUCUUUGUCGGAGCAGGAGCGGUGGGCUGCUUCUACGCAUCACGACUCCAUCACCCCGCCAGCAGUGUCUAUACGUCUCUGACGGCGCGUUCCAAUUACUCGGUCAUCGCUAAGUCAGGGGUCACUCUCCAGACCCAUUCAUUCGGAGACUACAACUUCACGCCGCAUGCUGUAUUUCCUUCGGUCACAGCUGCGGCUGAAACAAAGUCGGAAGACGGGGUUGGUGCUCCGCGUGAUGGAUGGGACUACGUUGUUGUCACGACCAAGGCCCUUCCUGAUCAGUCCGAUGACUCUCAACUCAUUGCGCCUCUCAUCUCGGCCAAGUCCUGCAUAGUACUCAUCCAGAAUGGGGUCGGUGUCGAGGAGCCGUACCGCAAACGCUUCCCACGGAACCCCAUCAUCAGUGGUGUGACCGUGGUCAGCGCAGAGCAGAUCAAGCAAGGCACGAUACGGCAAAACAGGUGGACCAGGAUAAGCUUAGGACCAUACGGCGAGGGGCGUACGGGCAAUGGGCCAGCAAGCAACGGCACAAAGCGACUGCUCACCGAAGGGCACGCGCGCAUGGACGACCUUGCACGGUGGUGGACCGAGCUGGGUGGAAUCAAGGACGUCGAGACACAUACGGAACUCGAGCUGCAGACGAUCCGCUGGCAUAAACUGACCAUCAACGCGGCGUUCAACCCAACGGCAGUCGCAUCUGGCGGUCGUGGUAACGCUGAUCAGCUCAAAGAUCCAGAGUUGAGGGAACACAUCCUGGGCAUCAUGAACGAAAUAUGGACCGCAGUACCAAAAAUUCUCGGCAAGCCAUUUCCGGAGAACCUGGCAACCCCAGAGCGGAUCGUCCGGAGCACUGAGCGAAAUGCAGGCGCGAAGCCAAGCAUGUUGUUGGACUGGGAAGCCGGGCGUCCUAUGGAGCUCGAGGUCAUUCUGGGUAAUCCGGUGAGGAUCGCGAGGCAAGCUGGCGUUGAGAUGCCGCGAUUGCAAAGUAUCUAUGCGCUCCUAAAAAGCAUGCAGGAGGUAAGAGAUGCCUCCAGGAAAGCCAAGCUUUGA